Messenger RNA from Otolemur garnettii (small-eared galago), 3442 nucleotides. It is a transcript of the gene VEGFA, whose product is annotated as vascular endothelial growth factor A. The coding region runs from base 701 to 1594 and encodes 297 amino acids. The record is from RefSeq and is a predicted model, not a curated record. The transcript is spliced from 11 exons. Gene Ontology annotation, cellular component: membrane. Gene Ontology annotation, biological process: response to hypoxia; induction of positive chemotaxis; sprouting angiogenesis. Gene Ontology annotation, molecular function: vascular endothelial growth factor receptor 1 binding; growth factor activity; chemoattractant activity. NCBI's taxonomy places the organism in Eukaryota, Metazoa, Chordata, Mammalia, Primates, Galagidae.
GAGCCGGCGGCAGCGGCACUCUGUCGGGAGACGCAGCGGCGAGGCGGACCGUCCGCAGGACUCAUCGGCCAGAGCAGGAAGAGAGAAGAGGUACCAAGAGCUCCAGAGAGAAGUCGAGGAAGAGAGAGAUCGGAUCAGAGAGAGCGCGCGGACGAACAAGCAGCGAGAGGACAGGGGCAAAGUGAGUGACCUGCUUUUGGGGGUGACCGCCGGAGCGCAGCGUGAGCCCUCCCCCUUGGGAUCCCGCGGCGGACCAGUGGAGCUGACGGACAGACAGACAGACACCGCCCCCAGCCCCAGCGCCCACCUCCUCCCCGGCCGGCGGCCGACGGUGGACGCGGCGGCGAGCCGCGGGCCGGAGCCGGAGCCCGCGCCUCGAGACGGGGUGGAGGGGGUCGGGGCUCGCGGCGUUGCACUGAAACUUUUCGUCCAACUUCUGGGCUGUUCUCUUUCCGGAGGAGCCGUGGUCCGCGCUGGGAGAACCGAGCUGAGCGGAGCCGAGAGAAGUGCUAGGUCGGGCCAGGAGGAACCGCAGCCAGAGGAGGGGGAGGAGGAAGAAGAGAAGGAAGAGGCCCUGGCCCCAGUCUCUGCUGCGGGAGGAAGAGGAGCCCACCAAGGCGCCAAGGAGAGCGGGCCGUCCCGCAGCCAGAACCCAAGAGGGAGUGCGAGCCACGCCGGCCAGGGUCGGGUGUCCGAAACCAUGAACUUUCUCCUCUCUUGGGUGCAUUGGAGCCUUGCCUUGCUGCUCUACCUCCAUCAUGCCAAGUGGUCCCAGGCUGCGCCUGCAGCAGAAGGCGAGAAGGAUUCCAACGUGAUGAAGUUCAUGGACGUCUACCAGCGCAGCUACUGCCAUCCGAUGGAGACUCUGGUGAACAUCUUCCAGGAGUACCCUGAUGAGAUUGAGUACCUCUUCAAGCCAUCCUGUGUACCCCUGAUGCGAUGCUCGGGCUGCUGCAGUGAUGAAGGCCUGCAAUGUGUGGCCAUUGAACAGUCCAACGUCACUAUGCAGAUUAUGCGGAUCAAACCUCACCAAAGCCAGCACAUAGGAGAGAUGAGCUUCCUACAGCACCUCAAAUGUGAAUGCAGACCAAAGGAAGAUAAAGACAAGCAAGAAAGAAAAUCAGUUCGAGGAAAGGGAAAGGGGCAAAAACGAAAGCGCAAGAAAUCCCGGUAUAAAUCCUGGAGCGUUCCCUGUGAGCCUUGCUCAGAGCGGAGAAAGCAUUUGUUUAUACAAGAUCCGCAGACGUGUAAAUGUUCCUGCAAAAACACAGACUCGCGUUGCAAGGCGAGGCAACUUGAGUUAAACGAACGUACUUGCAGCAUGUUAGAAGGGAAAGGCAGCCUGGUACCUGGGCCCGCAACUACCAACCAGCUCGAGAGAGAUGAAGCCUCCAGCCAAGGCCAGGAGGUGGGCAUGGGGAAUGGAGAUGUUCCGUCACCUGCCCAGGGCCCCAGGCCCCUCCUGCUCCACUCCCUCGGAAGCCUCAGGUCCCCAGAUGUGACAAGCCAAGACGGUGAGCUGGGCGAGAGGAAGGAGCCUCCCUCAGGGUUUCAGGAACCAGACGUCUCACCAGGAAAGACUGAUACAGAAUGACCGAUAUAAAACCACGCUGCCGCCACCACACCACCAUCACCAUCAACAAGACAGUCCUUAAUCCAGAAACCUGAAAUGAAGGAAGAGGACACACUCUGCGCAGAGCACUUUGGGUCCGGAGGGUGAGACUCCGGCAGAAGCAUUCCCGGGCGGGUGACCAAGCACGGUCCCUCUUGGAAUUGGAUUCGCCAUUUUAUUUUUCUUGCUGCUAAAUCACCGAGCCCGGAAGAUUAGAGAGUUUUAUUUCUGGGAUUCCUGUAGACACACCCACCCACAUACAUUAUAUAUAUAUAUAUAUAUAAUAUAUAUAAAAAUAAAUAUAUAUAUUUUAUAUAUAUAAAAUAUAUAUAUUCUUUUUUUAAAUUAACAGUGCUAAUGUUAUUGGUGUCUUCACUGGAUGUAUUUGACUGCUGUGGACUUGAGUUGGGAGGAGAAUGUCACCACCCAGAUCCUGACAGGGAAGAGGAUGGGACAAAAGACUCUGGCAUAAGCUUUUUUUUUGUCCCUCUUAGGGGGGACCAGAUCCGCUCCCUGUCUGGGAAUAUACAAGGCCAGGGCACGGGGGCAAAUAUGACCCACUUUUGAGAACACUGACAAACCCAGCCCUGGCCCCAAGCCUCUACCCUCAGUCAAACGGAUGGAAAGACGUGUGACAGGUCCAGUGACGAGGAUGCUGGCUCUGACUAGGAGUUUGGAGAGCUUCAGGACGUUGCUGUGCUUUGGAGAUCCUCUUCACAUGUUGUGUGGGCAUGUCGCCCCCAGGGGCAUUGUCUGGAAGAUUCAGGAGCCUGCAGGGGUUCCUCUCCUCUCACCUGCUUCCUAGAUGCCCACGAGGCCACUGACAGAUAACCCGGCAAAGAGAAGAGAGAUGUUGGCAGAAGAAGCAGCCUGGAGACAGCUCCUCCUGGGACCCAAACCUGGUCCGCUUACUUCUCCGCUUCCUGGGGUCUAGCCCAGGGGGACCUAAUCUCCUCAGACCAUUGAAACCACUAGUUCUGUCCCCCCCGCCCCCCAGGAGACCUAGCUGUGUGUGUGAGUGGUUAAUCCUCCUCCAUCCCACAACCCUUCCCUUCCUGAGGCACAGAGAGACAGGGCAGGAUCCAUGUGCCCACUGUGGUGGCAGAGAAAAGAGAAAGUGUUUUAUACGUGUAUACGGUACUUAUUUAAUAUCCCUUUUUAAUUAGAAAUUAAAACAGUUAAUUUAAUUAAAGGCUAGGUUUUUUCAGUAUUCUUGGUUAAUAUUUAAUUUCAACUAUUUAUGAAAUGUAUCUCUUGUUCUCUCUUGCGCUCUCUUAUUUGUAUUGGUUUUUAUGUAUAAAAAUCAUGUUUCCAAUCCCUUUCUCCCUAAUCGGUGAUAGUCACUAGCUUGUCCUGAACAGAUAUUUAAUUUUGCUAACACUCAGCUCUGCCCUCCCCUUUCCCCUGGCUCCCCACCACACAUUCCUCUGAAAUAAGGUUUCAGUAUACAUCUACAUACUAUAUAUAUAUUUGGCAACUCGUGUUUGUGUAUAUAUAUAUAUAUAUGUUUAUGUAUAUAUGUGAUUCUGAUGAAAUAGACAUUGCUAUUCUGUUUUUUAUAUGUAAAAGCAAAACAAGAAAAAUAGAGAAAUCUACAUACUAAAUCUCGCUCCUUUUUUAAUUUUAAUAUUUGUUAUCAUUUAUUUAUUGGUGCUACUGUUUAUCCGUAAUAAUUGUGGGGGGAAAAGAUAUUAACAUCACGUCUUUGUCUCUAGUGCAGUUUUUCGAGAUAUUCCGUAGUACAUAUUUAUUUUUAAACAACAGCAAAGAAAUACAGAUAUAUCUUAAAAAAAGCAUUUUGUAUUAAAGAUUUUAAUUCUGAUCUCAAAA